AUGCGAGUCAGCCAGUCAGACUACUACGGGGAAGGAGGUGGUGGUGACUUCACUGGGAAAAAAGGCUGUUACUCGGUCGCCCAACGCCCUUCCCCACCCAACAACAAGAAUCUUGCUUCCUCUGUGAUUUUCCCGGUCACUGGAAAUGUUUAUCCAGAUGGGUAUUUCCAUGUUACCCUCAGCAUAGGCCAGCCACCUAAACCUUAUUCUGUAGAUAUAGACACUGGCAGUGACAUUACUUGGCUCCAGUGUGAUGCACCUUGUACCAAAUGCAUACCUGCACCUCACACUCCUUACAAGCCCAGGAAAAAUCUUGUCGCUUGUGAAGAUCCCUUGUGUGUUUCGAUUCAGCCUUCAAACUAUGAAUGUGAAUCCCAAGACCAGUGUGACUAUGAGAUUGAGUAUGCUGACAGUGGUUCAUCUAUGGGUGUACUCGUCCAAGAUGUGUUUUCCCUGAAAUUUACCAAUGGUAGUAUUUCAGCGCCUCGCCUCGCAUUUGGCUGUGGUUACCAUCAAGAAGUUCCAGAUUCAAUACAUAUGCCUUACACAGAUGGCGUCCUUGGCCUUGGCACUGGAAAGUCUAGCAUUUUAUACCAGUUACAUAAUUCCGGAGUGAUAAGAAAUGUAGUUGGACACUGCCUUAGCGUACAUGGUGGAGGGUUUCUUUUUUUUGGGGACAAUCUUAUUCCUUCUUCUGGAAUUGUUUGGGUACCAUUAUCAAGCUCCGCUUCUGAGAAAUACUACUCACUGGGAUCAGCAGACCUCCUCUAUGGGGGCCAGGCUACAGCACUUAAAGGCCUAUCUAUAAUUUUCGAUAGUGGAAGUACUUACAGUUACCUAAACUCUCAAGCUUACCUUGCUCUGGUUUCGCUGCUAAAGAAAGACUUAAAUGUGAAACAGUUGCGAGAUGCAGCUGACGACAAAACCCUCCCAAUUUGCUGGAAAGGUCCGAAGCCGUUCAAAUCCAUUAGUGAUGUUAAGAGCCUCUUCAAACCAUUACAGCUAGUCUUCAAAAAUGCUGAGAACAUUUCAUUUCAGCUGAAUCCUGAAGCUUAUCUUAUCGUCACUAAAGAAGGCAAUGUAUGCUUGGGCAUCUUGAAUGGAAGUGAAGUUGGACUGGGGGAUGUCAAUCUUAUUGGAGACAUUUCUCUGCAAGACAAAUUGGUGAUUUAUGACAAUGAGAAACAGCGAAUUGGAUGGGCUCCGGCAAAUUGCAACAGGCUUCCAAAAGCCGAUCGGGAUUUUAAUGGAGGAUAUUAUCAGCCUUACGAAGCCAACAUUGACACCUUAUUCGAGACUUGUCCUGCUUAUGAUUACAAAGAGAAGAGAAAGGCCAGUAAAGAGUUGAGACUUUUGUAAGGUGAACGUAACUGCAUGUGAUUUUUUCGCAUGCAAAGUACAUAUUAGGUAUUACAAAAUUGAUUCGUGUAAGUAUAUGAGAUACAGGACUUGGGGACUACUGCCCACUUAGAGAUUUACUGUAAUAUAUGAACUUUUUGUAUGGGCAGCAUUUCCCUAUAUGGGUGUUGCAGUUUUGAAGGAUUAGAUAUGUUAAUUACAUCAGAAAACAGUUUAAUAACUAGUAGUUAGUGUUGAAAACUCUUCAAAUAUCAACUUGCAGCAGUUUGUUGCGAUGGGCUGACUUCCAGUGUUAGGCGUACCUGCAAGUCAUGAACACCCAGAAAAUCUUAUACAAUAAUUUAUUCCUCCACCACGUCAUGCAAUUGAGUUAAACUAUCUUCACUGUUCUUUCUAAUGCAGUCACUGCCAAUUUUAUUCAAAUUGUUCUGGGCCUGAACCUUUCAUUUUUCCUUUCAUUCAAUCUAGAUUCAUUUUCCAUUGUAUUGCAUACAUAGAUAGUUAUCUAAUAUUAACGGUUUCC
Messenger RNA from Oldenlandia corymbosa var. corymbosa, 1882 nucleotides. The record is from the annotation of a GenBank genome assembly. NCBI's taxonomy places the organism in Eukaryota, Viridiplantae, Streptophyta, Magnoliopsida, Gentianales, Rubiaceae.